This is a messenger RNA of Malassezia pachydermatis, 2187 nucleotides long. Its product is annotated as fog: tpr repeat. Gene Ontology annotation, biological process: clathrin coat disassembly; clathrin-dependent endocytosis. Gene Ontology annotation, molecular function: clathrin binding. The record is from RefSeq and is a predicted model, not a curated record. Bases 1 to 2187 code for a protein of 728 amino acids. Gene Ontology annotation, cellular component: cytoplasm; intracellular membrane-bounded organelle; vesicle. The transcript has a single exon. NCBI's taxonomy places the organism in Eukaryota, Fungi, Basidiomycota, Malasseziomycetes, Malasseziales, Malasseziaceae.
AUGGAGGACCUAGCUGAUUUGGACUGGGGCUCUGCGUCGUCAAAAGCACGGAGCAGUACUCCAUCCUCUACGUACAAUUUCGAUGCCCUGCUUCGCUCAAUGCCGUCCAGCGGGUCCACUGCCACCACGGCUCGGCCCCCGCCACGUCCUGCUGUGACGGCUACGGCGCCGGCCGCCAAAGCCGCCACUACAACUAAGAGAGAGGAGGAGGAGGAUGCUUUUGCUUCGCUUCUUCCCACAUUCGGACAGAAACCUGUCUCAGGUCCGCCUUCCUCACGUCCUCUCGCCUCCUCUUCUAAGGCGCCUACGUCCAGCACAGAUCCAUGGGGCUUUGAUGCGUUCGAGUCGAUCUCAGCGGCCCCCAAGCGUGAGAUCGCUCCCCACACUCAGCGUACGACUACGCACGACGACUUGCUAGCUGAUUUCCAUGGGCCACAGCCAUCUGCAUCCAUGUGGGACGGAGAAGAAACAAGUGAUCUGCUCAGUGGUAUGGCGCCAGCACCGCCUUCGUCGUCGGCCCCACGCGCCAGCGCACCGCGCUCUACGCCAGCAUCCCGAGGAAAUUCGCCACCGCCGCACAUUAUCGGCCAGCUUGUGGAAAUGGGCUAUGCACCACAACAAGCCCGUGAGGCUCUAGCGCAAACCGCGAAUGGGCAGGAUGUAGCUCAAGCGUUGGCGUCCCUGCAAGCGUCUAUGCCUGCGCCGCCGCGUGAACCUUUGUACGAGACGUUACCGGCCCCUGCCCGUCCUUCCACUCAUGCUUCAACAACGGAAGGCCCUAGUGCCUCUUGGCAGAAACAGGCAGAUCAGCUCUAUUCCCAAGCCAGUGUGUUUGGUACACAGAUGCUAAAAAACGCCAAUGCAUUGUGGGGCAAUGCCAAAGCACAGGCACAAAAAGCGAUGGAGGAAGCUCGGAAGGAAAGUACGGAUCCAAGUGCUAUUGGCGUAGCGACCGAGCUGGGACGGCAUGCUCUACGUCGAUGGGGUGGCCAGCCCAAGAAGCCCGUGGAUUUCAAUGCCAAACCACGGUGGAUGGCGGAGGCCGAGCGAUCGUCGUCUUCACCACCGGCAUCCGAGACCCAGGGCACAUCUUCGCAACCUGCCAAGACUGCGCCGCGGGACGUAUCUCUUCUGAGCGACGAUGGUCCGCCCAUGCGCCCAGCGGCUACGCCGCUUCGCCGACCGCCUACGAAGCCCUCAAAAGCAGUGCCAACCGCGCAACCUGUGGUCCGUACACUAUCACCUGACGACGCCGGCGUUGUAACACAUGCCGCACGUCUAAAAGAUCAAGGUAAUGCUCAUUUCCAGCGUGGAUCGUAUGCGGAGGCGGAAGAACACUAUACCAAGGCACUGGAUAUGCUACCCGCACGAUCUCUCUGGCGUAUCCCGCUUUUCAAUAACCGUGCGAAUGUGCGUAUGAAGAAUGGAAACAGCGAUGGUGCGAUUGUGGACUGCACGGCCGUGAUCGAACUGACCGUUUUGCCUCACAUGGCUGAUGGAAUGUACCGUCCCAGUCAAGAUGCGCUUCCGUCGUCGCAUUCAUCGAUCAAUCUUCGUGAAGCGUACGCCAAGAGCCUCUCUCGACGUGCGCGAGCCCAUGAAGUCUCGGAAAAAUGGGCUCUGGCAAAAAAGGACUGGGACUUGUUACAGCAGUACGAACGUUUAGAAGGUAGCGGUGUGAAAAGUGGUGAAACACACCGUCGAGCUGCCAUGGAAGGCGUGGCCCGAUGUGAGCGUAUGCUGAUACCCCGCCCUGCUUCAGCGCCUGCUGCUGCAUCGAAAUCUCGCGCUGUGUCUUCGCGCGCUGCCCAAAAAGCGUCGCAGGAAGGACGGGAGCGUAUGCGGGCGAUUCAUGCAGCGCAACAGGCCGAAGAGGCACAACGUAUGACACACAAAGAUUCAGUCGAUGAGCGUAUUGCCGCGUGGACCAAGGGCAAGGAAAGCAAUGUUCGUGCAUUGCUGGCCUCUGUCGAUGAUCCACGCUUUGAUUUGCUGUGGCCAGAACUGCGGUGGAAAAAAAUCGGCAUGCACGAACUUGUGACGGACGCGCAAGUCAAGCGCGCGUAUACCCGAGCGAUUGCGCGAUUGCAUCCUGACAAACUGCCACCGCAAACGACCUCCGUCGAGCAGCGAAUGCUCGCCGCUGGCGUUUUUCAUGCGUUGAACGAUGCCUUCAAUGGAUCGUAG